AUGGCAGAUGAUCUUCAUAAACUGAAACAGGACAUCGCUUCGAAUCAAGUGCUGAUCUUCGUCGGCCCCGAUGUGUCCAUGUAUACAGCAUAUGGCGCAGAGAAGAUUUCCUUCUGGAACGAAAUAUUAAAAAGUGGGCUGAAUCAAUGUUAUCACAUGAAUAAAAUCGAUGCAAAAGAUUUUGACGCUUCUAUCCAACGACUGAGUAGCAACUUUAUAGACUUUGACAAUCAUAUCGUUAUAACUGAUCAUAUUAAGUAUUGGCUCACAGAAGAAAUCAAUGUGUACGAAAGUUGGCUGACGAAUAAUAUAAGACAGUUACACGUAGAAAAUCCUGGACUUAUCGAAACGAUCAAAGAAUUACAGUGCCCAAUCUUUACAACAAAUUUUGACUUAUUUCUGGAAAAUGUGCUCAACAAGAAAGCAUUAACAUGGAAUAACUAUCUAACUGCAAGUGAUUCGUUGAUAGAUACUAAGGAUUAUAUUCUACAUAUCUAUGGACAUUAUAAAACACCUGGCAGUAUGAUUUUCAAUAGUGCUGAUCAUCGUCAACUCCAUCAGGAUGAAUUCGUUCGGUCGAAAUUCCAAUCGCUCAUCCGAGGUAAAACUUUGUUAUUCAUUGGCUAUGGAACUAGUAUAGUUGAUCCUAGUUUCUCACACCUUUGCAAGUGGAUAUUCGAUAUAAGCAGCGAUCAUCCACCAACAGUUUAUAAACUUGUCCAAGCAAACAUUCGGCAUGCAGUUUUUGAAAGUAUCAAAGAAAUCUACUAUGGAAAUACUUAUGAAGAUCUGUUAUUCUUUAUUCAAAGUCUCUCCUCAUUCUCCAUAUUAUUUCGUGAGAAUUUAUCGUUCACUGAUCGAAAACGCAAUGUUCGAGAGAAAUACUUGAACUACUUGAUAGACGAAUAUGGUCACGUGUCAAUGUUUGGGUAUACCGAUAAUGACCUAUCAUUGCCAUUGGAAAGUGUGUAUGUUGAAUUGAAAUUUGAUCCGACGCAUCCGUCGAUAAAAGCCAUGAAAACAGUUGAAAUCAACGAAGAAUUUAAACGAAAAGUAUCAUCUCACGGAUUUUUCAAUGCAACGGAAAAAGGAAAGUUGAUUCGAGCCAUCGCGAAACGAAACGAUUAUAAUCCUGAAACAAUCUAUCGAGAUCUGAUGAUUGACCAAUGGUUAAAUGUUCUUUUAACGAACAGAGAAAUCUUUUCCGAUGAUGAAGCAACAACAAUCCGAAGCAAAAUAAGUGACUUAAAGGAAGUGAUCCUCGAAAAAAAUCACCUGAAAGAAGCAAGACAGUAUCAAAUUCGAGAAGCAUACAAUGAAUUCAAACAUUUCGUUAUCCUCGGUCAUCCCGGUUCAGGAAAAACCACCAUAUCAAAAUGGUUAGUCAUGAAUAUGGCACAACAAUGCUUAGGAAAGAAGAAUUCGUUAUUUGAUAAAAUAGAUAUCUCAAGAGAAAAGCUGCCAAUUCUAAUUCCAAUAUGGAAAUACGUUGAUCAAGUUAAAGAGAAUUCUAAGAAACAAAAAACAACUCUACUUCAAUUCCUGUAUGAAAACGUCACGUUAAACUCUGCUGCAUUCACCAAAGAAGAACGAAAUGAUCUUUCGGCAUUGAUCAUCGAAAUGUUAAUACAUGGCAAUGUGCUGAUCAUCUUCGAAGGUUUAGAUGAAGUUCCAGCUCACGUUGAUCGAACUGAUUUAAUGAAAGAUAUCAACACCUUAUUAGAACGUCCGAUUGACUAUGAUCCUCGAUCCGGUAAACUUACACAUUCUCUGUACGAACAAAAAGAAAUCAAUAACACGAAAGAUCCAACAAUUGGAAAUCGAAUUCUUAUCACAAGUCGAAUCGAAGGAAACUAUUUCGAAGAUAUUAACUUCUAUAUCCCAAGAUUCACCAUUCAGGAUAUGUCAAAUGAAGCUUUGAAAUUAUUCUGUAAUUCCUACACCAAAUGCAUCCGAGGAUCAUUGAUCGACGAAGCCAAAGCUGAUCAAUUGUACCACGAGAUAACCCAGAACAAGGAUAUUUUUCAAUUAGCAAUCAAUCCACAGCUAGCCAGUGUUAUCGCUGCUGUUUAUAAUCAAUAUGAAGAUAAACUACCCGAGAAACGCAUUGAUUUAUACGAAAAAGCAAUUGAGAAAAUGAUUGAUCGAUUAGUUACAUCUUCUCUCAAUGAAGAUCGCCAACUAAAUGCCACAAUGUUAUGGUCAAUACUACAAACCAUAGCUGAAUAUCUUCAUAGUAAAGUCGAAGGUUUGUCUGAAAAUAAUCUUCGAACAAUCAUUCACCGAUGCUUACACGAUUUGAACGAACAACAUAUUGACGAUUUCACUUCAAACCUCGUGGAUAUUUUUAAAUACAAAGUGGGUCUAUUGAAUGAAUUCGGCUAUGAUAGUUUCCGAUUUAUUCAUAGAACCUUUCAAGAAUAUCUCGCAGCUAAAAGUCUUCUCUAUCGAAAUGGAUCUGUACGAUUGGAAGAUUCCAUUUACGAAAAUAUCCGAAAUAAAAUCGAUGUUCCGAAUUGGCGAGUACCUCUAAACAUGACAUUUGGAAUAUUGAGCAAAUAUCAUCAGCACAAUGGUUUAUUUACUGGUAUUUUCAAGAGAUUAUUAGCCAAUGAGCAAACGUCAGGAUAUUCGACUCUGACUGUACCGUUUGUGAUUAUUGAUUCAUUGAAUGACAUGUAUUUUGCAUCGAAAGAUGUGGAAUAUGAAUUAAUUCGAAAGCUAACAUAUAUGUUACUGUGUGAUUACAAAAAUCAAUCAGGUUUCUCCAGAUUGAAGGAUCAUCAGAACUUACUUCACUCAUAUUUUUUCAAGUUAAAAGGCAAAUACGAAGAUGUACUCGAAUCUUGGUUCAUUGAAAUGCUUAUCAAUGGAGAAAACAUCGCACCAUGUGCAAGUAUUGUCCUUCAAUUGCAAUGGUAUUCGUCACAAUUCCACGAAAUAUUCCUCCACAACUUACACCAUGAUAGCAAAGUUUGGAAUUGGCCAAUCGAUUCGAUUUUGCGGUGGUAUUCGACUGAAAUUAAACGAUUACCGAUGAAACAAACUCUUACAGACAAUCUUCAGUUAGUUGAACAUAUUCAAAGGAAUGAGGAUUGGUUAGGUUUGAUGAUAGCAUUGUAUGGUGGGCAUGAAAACUUUGAUAUCCAAGCAUCAAUUUGCGAAUAUUAUGAGACAGCUCAGUUUCUUAGCUUGAGCGAUACCCAAAGAGCACCAUUUAUUUUUUAUUACGAAAACAAGUGGGGCAAAGAUGAUCCUGCUUAUCAAAUGGCUGUACAUCUCGACACAUUCCUAGCUAAAAAGAAUUGGACUAAUAUACCAAGAUUCAAUCACGAGAAAAUCUACAAAGAAUCGUUUUUAACAUCAAGAAUUAUGAAACUGUUGCAUGAACGAAGAUCAGCAUCGGAUUUAAUCGAAGAAUUGAAAAAAUUAAUCGAUACUAGAGACUUGUGUCUUACUUCGAAAAUCGACGUCUUAAUCGCCCUUGUUGCAUUAGGAGUUUUUGAUGUCGUCAAUGUGGUUACAACAAAUGCAGAUGAAAUAUUGUUAAAAAGUUUUAUCAAACGACUAGAACAAUCAAUUUCUGUUUUAAAAGAUCCAGUUGCAAGAUGGUCUUCAUGUGUCGAGAAGUAUCUUCUUACAAUUUAUAACAUUUUCGAGUCAAACCCAACACAAUGCUCUCUCAAUUUUUCCGCAUACUGUAAAAUCUAUCUUUCCUUAAUAGUCUCCAGCGGUGGAUUUCCAGUCGAUACAUCGACGCUAGCUGCAACGAUCGAUGGAAUUGAAAAUAAAUCUGAUCUCUAUGGUGAAUAUUUUUGUGAACAAUUGACAUCCGGUUCGGAGGGAGAUGUAAUGUAUGGAAUUCGCACGGUAUCCAAUACUUUGCAAAAAAUGAUGAAAAGCGAUUUACUUAUGCAAUCCUUUCUGAAAACUAACGAAGCAAUUCAGAUUUACAGACCAGUUCGAGGAUACCCAUGGUCUACAGAUCGAUUCGUUUUUCAGUCGUUCGCGGAAAACGAUAUACCCAUUGCAUUUUUCAAUUGCUUAGAAAAUCUACACACGAAUCUCGCGUGUCUAAUCGAAAGUAUUUAUGAAAAGUUCCUUGAAGAAGGAUAUUUCGAUCAAAAUCCGGACUUAAUUCCGUUAUUUACACUACUCAUUUUCGGAAUUAUGUCGAAAGAUCUAAACAAAACCAAGAUUUAUGAAAAAUUGCUUCCUGAAAUGUUCGAUACAAAGAAUGUCAAACAGCUGUUAUUAGAAAAAAUACAAACUAUAUGCAAUCCUUAUUACAAAGCGCGAGCGUUGUAUCAGUUAGCUCAAGUUUAUGAUGUAAAAUCAUUUGCACUUCUCAACGAAUCGUUCAACUUAACCAACAAGAUUUCCGACGCAUGUCAAAAAUUUCAAGUUCUGGAAAAAAUUUAUAAUGUUCUUCAUUAUAAGGAAGUCAAUCGAAAUGAAUUCAGUGAACGAAUUGUAAGCAAGUUGAUACUGACAUGUGAUUGUAUAACGAACCUUCAUGAUCGAAUUAUUGCGCUGAUAAGAUUAUCAUUUUAUCAAUCAGGACCAAUGCGAAAACAAAAUAUCAUCAGUGCGUUAGAAAUAUUGAAUCAAAUGGAUGAAAAUGACGAAAAACUUCAAUUGAUUAUCAAAUUGAAACCGUUGGUGGCUCUCUACGAUGAUCUCCAAGUACGACUUGAUAGAAUCGUUGAUUGUUUGGAAAAUAAUAUAUCUAAGGACUUGGUUAACUCAUUUUACGGUAGAAUAUUGAGUCUUGAGCAGUUCAAAAGUUCUUCACAGUAUAAAGAAAUGCAAACGUUAUUUCGACUUGUUGCACGACUAAAUGAUGCGCAAUUAAUGCUGAAUAAAGGCAAUACUUCAGAUCAACUAUGGCUUCGUUUGUACAAAGACGUUAAUGAUCAAUCGACUAUUGCAAAGAUAUUGGAAAUGGGUGUAGAGAAAGAAUUGUUUCUAACGCCACAGAUUGCGAUUAUUAUUGAUGAAUUAAUUGAAAGGGGAGAAGAAGAGAAGAUUUCAAUUCUAUUUCCAUAUAUCAUCAAACCAUCGAAUGAAGUUUUACCGAUUGUUCAUCGAUGGUCUACUAAGCAUCCAAAGCGAAAACUUAAUGAACUAGCGGUUUUGUUACUGGCAGAGCAUCAGCAUAUUUUCGAAUCAGCAAUCGAUACAACUAUUCGUUUAUUGGAAAAUGACAAUGAUCAAAUAAGAUAUCGAACUGAACGACUUUUUCAGCAUCCAGAUCGAAAUCCUAAUGAACCAAGUCGGAGUGCAUCUGUCAUUGGAGAGAAGACUUUACUAAAACUUAUUCAGGAAAUGCCAACGAAGGAACAUAUACCACGUGUUCGAACUUUUCUCAGAAGUUUCUUCUUCGAUCUUUUGUGGGACGAUUAUCAUACCUUUCAACAUUUACAUGAAAACUUUCACAAAUCCGAAAACCAGCGAACGGUUCUUGCUAAUAGGAUUCAAUUCGCCACGAGAGAUUGUUGGAAUACAAUCAUAGAAGCAGCGGAAUCAUCGCAAGAUUCAUUAUAUAUCGAAAAUAUUCUCAAUUUAACAUUAGAUCUAGUGGUAAAUCAUCAAGUUCUGGCAGACGACUGGGCGAGAUUUGCGGACAUAUUAUCAAUGACGGAUACAAGUCACUUUCGAGAUCAGCGGUACUUCUCUUCGAACGAACGAGCAGUUAUAUAUUUGAUGAUCAAUGAGAUUUGUGUUUCGACAAAUCUUGACGAUGACACAUAUUUUAUAAAUCUGGAAUCGAAAAUUGCCAACGAAUUGACAGUAACGGUUGACGAACUUGCUCGAAGUCGUUUCAAUCAAGUUAAAGAGAUUGGUCGUUGUACUUUUCGUGUUUCGACAAGAAAUAUUAAUGAAAUCGUAUUAGGAAUGUUAAGUGAUAUACCGAUUACAACAUCGAUGAUAGACAAUUUACUUCAAUGGUUAUUACAAAAAAUGUCGGAUUUUCGAGGAUUUAAUGAUUCAAUAUAUUCAUUGAUGAUCGGCGAAAGUUUAUUGGCAUUAGUUUCAGCAUGUGUGCAAAAAGAAGAUUAUCUCUAUCGAAAAGUAACAAAUUCGCCGAAAUUCAACAAGAUUCUCUUGAUUCAACUGUUGCAGAAAAUGAUUCACCACCAUCCGUACUUUUUAGCGAGAGGUAGCGCUUUUGUUCUACUAGCAGCAUUGGAUUUAUCCGAUCAUAAAGUGAUUAUCAACUCUUUAAAUGUACUGUUCGAUGAGAAUUUGGUGAAAGACUAUACGACGAUUGGAAUUCCUUUGAUUCAUUUGUCACCGAACGAGUUUAUCGAUGAUUUAUUGAAAAUCUUAACGAAUGAAAGUGCCAUUAAAAUUUAUGAACUAUUGAGAAUCAUCACACAGUUUGCUUUGGACGAGAAGAUCGAUGCCGAUUGUAAAUCAAAGAUAAUCGGUUACAUAGUAAGAGAAAUCGGACAAGUACAAGCGAAGAAACCGGUGAAUUAUUACUACACUGACAUCAGAAUUCCAUUUACUGCGACGUUAGAAAAUGAGUUGUACAAAACAUGGAUCAAAAUACAAGGAUUCUCAGGUAAAACUCAAUAUGCUGUCACAAUCAAUAAUCAAUGA
Adineta ricciae is the source of this 6609-nucleotide messenger RNA. The record is from the annotation of a GenBank genome assembly. Lineage: Eukaryota; Metazoa; Rotifera; Eurotatoria; Adinetida; Adinetidae.